AUGGAGGGUGGAGUGGACGUGCAAGAGCGGCCGACGGCGAGCGGAAACAACACGGUAGACAUCGAUGGACCCCACGAGGAGGAAAACAAGUUCCAGAAGGCUAUUGGAGCGUGGAGGAACAUUGACCUCACCACCCUGAUCCCUCAACUCGACACCGUCGCCUCAGAUAUUGUCGCACACCAGCGAGACACGCUCACACAACGAAAGGACCUCGCGCAGAAAACAAAGGACUUCAGGAAACUCGACGAUGCAAGCAAACUCAACGACUUCAAGGGACUACUCAAGUCCUACCAAAACUUCAUCGACCUCAUAUCCAACCAGUCCAAGACCGUACAAGCCGCUUUCUUCCAAGUCUACUCUCCGCUGUCCGAGGCACCCGACCCAUACCCUCUUCUCGAUGCCUCGGUCGAUUCCCUGGUGACUGCAGAAGAGGUUGUGCCCAAACUCACGGCCGAGAACGAACGACUGCAGAACACGGUAGCGAAGCUGACCACGCAACUGGAUGAGACGGAGAAGUCGCUCGAGGAGGAACGGGCUGCGCGCAAGGCUGUAGAGGAAAGCAGGGACGCCAAGAUCAAGGAGGUGGAAGCCUCAUGGGAAGCAGUAUUGGAUGAGAAGCGCGACAACUGGGUGUCCAAGGAGAAGAGUUUGGAAGAAAAGGUCGAGAACCAAGAUCGACUACUCAAGGAGCUCAAAGCCAGCUACGAGGUUUCACAGCGACUGGGUCGAGGAGAGGAGGCCGAGGGUGACGGUGGACGAGGGGCUACGGCUGCAGAACUCGAGAUUGUGAGCUCAGAGUUGGAGAGAGCCAGCCAUCGCUUGGCAGAAGUCGAGGCUCGCAAUGAACAAUUGCGCCUCGAGCUCGCCCAGUCUGCUUCGGCACCAGCCCAGCAGAUCGCCAUCGAAGACGAUCCUGCCUACCUACGGUUGCGGUCCGAGAACUCGUCACUGUUACGCAAGCUUGAAAAUGCACGCUUCGAAAAGGACUCGGAGCGGACCCGCCUAGAAACAGAGACUCGAAGUCUGGAACGGGAAAUCAAGUCACUCAAGAGUGAGAAGGAGGCGCUACGAGAAAAGGUUCAAAGGUGGGGUGACUACGAGAAUGUGAAGCAGGAGCUGGAGGUUCUCAAGUCGAUUGAAUUCGCAACUGGUGACGACGACGACGAAGCCACCGAAAUUGCCCUUUCCCAGAACGGAACGGCCAGCAAAGGCAAAGGAGAGACACUCGAACAACUCCUCCUCGCGCGCAACAAGAAGCUCAGCAACGAGCUGACGGUCCUACGCGUCUCGCACCAAGAUCUCCAAAGCAGACUCGAAGCAUUGCAAGAGGAGCUUUCCCAAGCAAACAUGGACUUGGAGAAAUCUAGAGCACUCAACGAGACGCUAGAAGCCGAUCUCGAAAAGGUCCAACAAGAGGCCACGAAUGCGUUUGAUCCUGCCAUGUCCGUAGCGGGAACCUACGUAUCACGCUUCCCACAGUCCUCGUACGGUGGUGGCCGCCGCGGCCGCUCAUCCCCCACCUCCUCUAUCAUCUCGGGCUUCGACUCUUCCUCCCAAGCCCCAACCCUCGCCUCCCUCCGCGCAGGCGGCAGCAGCGAACCCAUGGGCGCCGGCUCCGGCAUCCUCCCCAUGAUCACUGCCCAACGUGACCGCUUCAAAAAGCGCAACGCAGAACUGGAAGCCGAGGUGCAAAAAUCUUACCAAACCAUCUCCUCGCUCCGGAGCGAAAUCAACGCUCUACAAAAAGAUAACCUCGACCUCUACGAGAAAACCAGAUAUGUGAGCUCGUACAACUCAGUCAAUCGCACCACGGCCUCGAGCGCAAACGCUUACACCGCAAACCCCAAUCCCUCCACCGUGAACAUUGGUGCUACCAGGCCUGCAGACGCUCGCGCAGCCGCAGCCGCAGACCACAAGUACCGCGCCGCGUACGAAACCUCGCUGAGUCCGUUUGCCGCCUUUCGCGGCCGCGAAUCCGCCCGCGCCAUCAAGCGCAUGCACCUCUUUGAGCGCAUCGUCCUGCGCAUCACCAAAUUUGUGCUGCAGAGUCGGACGACGCGCAAUGCAUUUGCAGUCUACCUGCUGGGCAUUCACGUCCUCGUGUUUUACAGCUUGUUUGCGUAUGAGACGGCGGGUGUGGGGGCUGGGGCCGCGGCGGCCAUGGCCGCGAGCCAGGCUGGGGGACCGGUGCCGGGGGUUGAGGAUGUGGGGGCGGUCGUGAGGAGUGUGGAUGGGGCUACGGUGGAGUAG
Messenger RNA from Plenodomus lingam JN3, 2250 nucleotides. RefSeq lists its product as uncharacterized. Gene Ontology annotation, cellular component: Golgi membrane. The record is from RefSeq and is a predicted model, not a curated record. Gene Ontology annotation, biological process: intra-Golgi vesicle-mediated transport. NCBI's taxonomy places the organism in Eukaryota, Fungi, Ascomycota, Dothideomycetes, Pleosporales, Leptosphaeriaceae.